Racocetra fulgida is the source of this 456-nucleotide messenger RNA. The record is from the annotation of a GenBank genome assembly. NCBI's taxonomy places the organism in Eukaryota, Fungi, Glomeromycota, Glomeromycetes, Diversisporales, Gigasporaceae.
UAGUUAUGCUCCCCCCCUUGUUGGAGAAUUUCAAGAUCGUGAUGCACUAGUAGCUUAUGUUCAGACUUUUGGUGCAGCAAAUGGGUAUGGUGUAUCUAUUGCACGAUCAAAGCCAAACGUUGUAUAUUUAACUUGUGAUCGAGGAGGAAGUUAUCGAAACCAUCUAAAUCUUACUGAUGAGAUACGUCGUAGAAGCACCAGUUCAAGACUUAUAGGCUGUUCUUUUGCUCUUUGUGGAACAAAAAAGUCUAAUGGCAUUGGUAUAUUUUCUCAACAAAAUUCAGUGCCAGAAGAUAAUCAAUUAGAGCAAUUGCUUGAGGAAUUCUACCAACAAUAUAAUACCUGGAUGGUUCCACGCCAAACAAGAGCUCGAGAUGAGCUAUUGAAAAUAAUUACUAAACAACCAAUGCAUUUAUCAGAUCCAACUAUUGCUUAUACUAGAGGACGACCAAUGGG